This is a messenger RNA of Naegleria gruberi, 1575 nucleotides long. RefSeq lists its product as uncharacterized. The coding region runs from base 1 to 1575 and encodes 524 amino acids. The transcript has 3 exons. Lineage: Eukaryota; Heterolobosea; Eutetramitea; Acrasida; Naegleriidae. The record is from RefSeq and is a predicted model, not a curated record.
AUGGGAAAUACACAACAGUCAAAGCCUGGUGGCCAUUCUUCAAUGAAGGGAAUUUCUUCAUCAACUUCCGUAUCUAAUAAGAGCAAUAGUGAGGUUCCUCCCUCACAGAAAUCAAAGCUUCCCUUGGAGAAUAUAAUUACCUGUUUUAAUGUUGAAGAAGGACCACUCUUCAUAUCUAAAGAAGCAAGAAAUUAUAAAGCCAGCUCUAUCAAUGGUGAUAAUAGUGGUGCAAAUGUUGUAAAUGCUGAUCAGAAUGAGGAAAAUAAUAAUGAAGAUCAUCUGUUAUCGGAAGAGUUAUUAUUGCUUUCUGAAUAUAAAAAGACGAUAACAGAGAGGGUGAAACGAUUCUAUUUGGAUGAAAGUGUUAUGGGGGUGGAGGAAGAAAGAGCAUUUGCUUGCUUGUUGGGAUUAAUGAUUGGCGAUGCUUGUGGAGCUCCACAAGAAUUUUCAUGGUAUAAAGUACCUCCAAAGGUUUCAUCUGAAUCUGAAUGGUUAGUUGACAAGAUUUGGAAGCAGGAUAAGGAAUUUUUCGAGUUGACCUCAAUGAAUGAUGAGCAUGUUUGGAAAAAGCCACACCAUAACAAGUUCUUUUUGAAAGUUGGUCAAUUUACUGAUGAUUCCAGUAUGGCCUUGUGUGUUAUGGAUACACUAGUACAAAAGGUAAUUGAUGAAAUUCAUCAAAGGGAAUGUCUUAAUGCGGAGCAAAAUAAUGAAAACUCGUUCAAUUUUGAUGGAAGAGAAAUGAGACUUAGAUUCCUCAAUUGGGUUUAUUUUGGAUAUAAUAACACAUUUGGAAAGGAUGAUUCAACACCUGGAUAUGGAUCAUCAUGUGGAUUGGGUUCAAAUGUCAGAAGUUCCAUUGUUGAGUUUAUGAAAGAUCCUAAAAGUGAGUUAACAAAUGCAGGCGAUUUAAAUACUUCUGGAAAUGGAAGUAUAAUGAGAUUAGCUCCUGUGCCAAUAUUUUGUUUGAAACUUGUGGAGAGUUUGGAUAAUACCGAACAAGUGGAAUCUGCUUUAAGGAUGGCUCACAAGCACAGCAAGACAACUCAUCAAGGUGAUGAAGCAGCAGAGCUUUGCAGGUUAAUGACUUUCAUAAUUAUUAAUGCUGCCAAAGCUGCACACUCUAUGAAACCACUCGAAAUCAAAAAGCACAUCUUUGACUUGUUGGAGAGUGGGAAAUUCCAAAGCACUGUGGAGAGUGUCAAUUGUCUUGUAAAGAGUCAAGUUGAAAAUGGAAAUGUAGAGGCAAGAAAUUGGAAUUGGAAAGAUUUAAACUAUCAGUAUUGUCCUGAAAGAGCAGAAAAGGAUAAGGGAUACAUUGGUUCGUAUGCAAUGGAUGCUAUGGCUAUGGCCUUACAUAAUUUGGCUUUUACAGACUCAUUUGAGGAUGCCAUCUUGCUGACUGCUAACAUAGCCGGUGAUUCAGACACAGUAUCUGCCAUUGUUGGACAGAUGGCAGGAGCAAUUUAUGGGCUAAAGGCUGUUCCAUUAGACUGGAUUGAAAAGGUUUUAUUCUGGGAUUACAAUGAGGAUAUUUUAUUGAGAUUAUCAAUUAUUUAUAAUCAUAAUUUUUAA